Phacochoerus africanus (Common warthog) is the source of this 2518-nucleotide messenger RNA. It is a transcript of the gene MST1, whose product is annotated as macrophage stimulating 1. Bases 68 to 2347 code for a protein of 759 amino acids. Lineage: Eukaryota; Metazoa; Chordata; Mammalia; Artiodactyla; Suidae. Gene Ontology annotation, molecular function: serine-type endopeptidase activity; receptor tyrosine kinase binding. The transcript has 16 exons. Gene Ontology annotation, biological process: proteolysis; regulation of receptor signaling pathway via JAK-STAT. The record is from RefSeq and is a predicted model, not a curated record.
GGCCUUGAGUGGGGGUGUGGAGCCAGAGCCACCCAAUCCCGUAGGGACUAGUUUCACAACUUCCCGGAUGGGGCUGUGGUGGGUCACAGUGCAGUCUCCAGCCAGGAGGAUGGGGUGGCUCCCACUCCUGCUGCUUCUGACGCAGUGCUCAGGGGCCCCUGGGCAGCGCUCGCCCUUAAAUGACUUCCAGGUGCUCCCGGGUACUGAGCUGCAACACCUGCUACAUGCAGUGGGGCCCGGGUCUUGGCAAGAGGAUGUGGCAGAUGCUGAGGAGUGUGCAGGGCGUUGUGGGCCCCUGAUGGACUGCAGGGCCUUCCACUACAAUGUGAGCAGCCAUGGUUGCCAACUGCUUCCAUGGACCCAGCACUCACCUCAUACACGGCUGCAGCAUUCAGGGAGCUUUGAUCUCUUCCAAAAGAAAAACUAUGUUCGGACUUGCAUCAUGGACAAUGGGGUCGAGUACCGGGGCACUGUGGCCAUCACCAUGGGUGGCCUACCCUGCCAGCGCUGGAACCACAGGUUUCCCAAUGACCACAAGUACACGCCCACACUCCGGAACGGCUUGGAGGAGAACUUCUGCCGCAACCCGGACAGGGACCCUGGAGGUCCCUGGUGCUACACCAUGGACCCUGCCGUGCGCUUCCAGAGCUGCGGUAUCAAGUCCUGCCGGGAGGCCGUUUGCUUUUGGUGCAAUGGCGAGGAUUACCGCGGCUCAGUGGAUCGCACCGAGUCAGGACGCGAGUGUCAGCGCUGGGACCUGCAGCACCCGCACCCGCACCCAUUUGAGCCCCUCAAGUUCCUCGACAAAAAUCUAGACGACAACUACUGCCGGAAUCCGGAUGGCUCGGAGCGGCCCUGGUGCUAUACUACUGACCCGCAGGUGGAGCGAGAGUUCUGCGACCUCCCGCGCUGCGGGUCCGGUGCACAGCCGCGCCAGGAGGCUACGACGCUCAAUUGCUUCCGCGGUAAAGGCGAGGGCUACCGGGGCAUGGUCAACACCACUGCCGCUGGCGUGCCCUGCCAGCGUUGGGACGCUCAGCAUCCUCAUCAACAUCGCUUUGCGCCGGAAAAAUAUGCGUGCAAGGACCUUCGGGAGAACUUCUGUCGCAACCCCGACGGAUCUGAGGCGCCCUGGUGCUUCACAUCGCGGCCUGGCAUGCGCGUGGCCUUCUGCUACCAGAUCCGGCGCUGCAACGACGACGUACGGCCCGAGGACUGCUACCACGGCUGGGGGGAACAGUACCGCGGUUCGGUCAGCAAGACUCGAAAAGGCGUCAGGUGCCAGAGUUGGUCCGCGAGGACUCCGCACAAACCGCAGUUCACGCCCAUCUCAGACCCCGAGGCGCAACUGGAGGAGAACUUCUGCCGAAAUCCGGACGGUGACAGUCACGGGCCUUGGUGCUACACCACUGACCCUGGGAUUCCAUUCGACUACUGUGCACUGCGGCGUUGCGGUGAGCUGAGGGCCGGCGAAAAAUCCUCGGACCCCACCCCAAGCCUCCCCUUAGGAAGGCUGGCUCCCUUAACACAGCUGAACUUGGGUCUUUUAGAUGACGACCAACCACCAUCCAUCCUGGAGCCCCCAGACACAGUGCUGUUUGAGAAGUGCGGCAAGAGGGUGACUCGCCUGGAUCCAAGGCGCUCCAAGCUGCGUGUGGUGGGGGGCCAACCUGGGAACUCACCCUGGACAGUCAGCUUACGAAACCGGCAGGGCCAGCACUUCUGUGGAGGCUCCCUAGUGAAGGAGCAAUGGGUACUGACUGCCCGGCAGUGCUUCUCCUCCUGCCAUGUACCUCUCAUGGGCUAUGAGGUGUGGCUGGGCACCCUGUUCCAGAACCCACAGCCUGGGGAGCCAGGUCUGCAGCGCAUCCCAAUGGCCAAGAUGAUCUGUGGGCCCUCAGACUCCCAGCUUGUUCUGCUCAAGCUGGAGAGACCCGCAACCCUGAACCAGCGUGUGGCCCUGAUCUGCCUGCCCCCUGAGCGGUAUGUGGUGCCUCCAGGCACAAAGUGUGAGAUUGCAGGCUGGGGUGAGACUAAAGGUACAGGGGACGAUACCGUCCUGAACAUGGCCUCCCUUAAUGUCAUCUCCAACCAGGAAUGUAAUGUCAAACACCGAGGACGCAUACGUGAGAGUGAGAUGUGCACUGAGGGACUGUUGGCCCCUGUGGGUGCCUGUGAGGUCAGUGGCAGGGCCUCUGGCAAGCUGAAAAUGUACUGCUUCACCCCCAAGGGGGUAGUCUUUGCCACGGCGCAGGCCCCCUCACCAGUUCUUGCAUCUACCAGGGUGACUACGGGGGCCCGCUUGCCUGCUUUACCCACGACUGCUGGGUCCUGGAGGGAAUUAUAAUCCCCAACCGAGUGUGUGCACGGCCCCGCUGGCCAGCCAUCUUCAUGCGUGUCUCUGUGUUUGUGGACUGGAUUAACAAGGUUAUGCGGCUGGGCUAGUCCUAGCUUCGGUCCUGUUUGCCUUGGGGAGGACAAAGCCGUCUGUUAGACAUAAAGCCACCUUUCCUCUUUA